Molecule: messenger RNA, 1326 nt
Organism: Marchantia polymorpha subsp. ruderalis
Lineage: Eukaryota; Viridiplantae; Streptophyta; Marchantiopsida; Marchantiales; Marchantiaceae
Source: the annotation of a GenBank genome assembly
UAUAAGCGGUAGAGGUCAGAGGUCGCAGGUACGAGCCCCUCGAGAAAGAGAGUUCUGGCGGGCAUCGGAUCGUCUACAUAUGCGGACAGUGGGCCACGCUUGGUUCCAGAACUCCCGAGUGCUGGCAAAUCUCAGAAAAACAGAAGAAUAGCACCCCCGCCCCUCUAUAUAAAGAUAUUGAGGCCAACUGUGCGAUUAAAAUUGUUAUGGGACUGCCAGUGAUGCGUCUGUGAUCCAGUGGAGGCUAUGAACAACUCGAUCAGAGCGACGGUGAAGCAUACAUAAGGAGGAUCUUCGUUCGUAACACGCCAGAGUUUCAGCGAAAUCCAAAUAGGACUAUGAGGUGCUCUCACUCGACUUAAGUUACAGGUGUUGAACACAUUCAGAAUCAGUAAGUACUUGCAAGGCUUUCAUGGCGAAGGAUGAGGCAAGUGAUCCUCAGCGAAUGGAGAAGCAAACUCGUCUCCAGAUUCCAGCCCCACUAGAGCUCGAUAGGUUGAUCCAGAAGGAAGAAACAAUAUUGCAUAUGUUGCAUGCUCUGGUGAAAACUCAGAAGAAGGCUUCUACGCAGGAACGUAAGCAAGGAGCUGAACCUCAUCACCAGGCGGAACAGUCCCCUGAGCACAACGAAUCUACAACACUCGAAUUGUUGACACAGCAGCAGGACAAGAUGAUGAAAAUACUUCGCGGUAUGGUCAACGAUGAAGAUCUUGAGUAUAAUGAACAGGAUGGCACCACAGAUGCGGUCCUAAAAAUCCAAGAAUUGAGCUCCUCAAGUACUGACUGUACAUCAAAACGGAAGCGGAGGGAGUUGAAACCAAAAGAUGAGCAAAACCUUGCUUCCAAGACAUUGUCAAGCUCAAGCUGUGGCUCCAUCACCAGAAAGGACGAAGAUUCUACUGUAUUAUAAAUCGUGCGAGGAAGUGAAAGAGUCCAAAUACCUUGGCCAGCUGCUCAUUGUAAGCAUGUACAACCGUCCGCAACUUGCCAAGAGCAACAAGAGCAACGUCCAGUGACUGGCUCAGGUUGCCAACUUGUCCUUCUAGUAAAAGCAUCUUCGAUUCGAUACUGCAGCUUCCACCAGACUGGGUUACAUAAACUACAGUCAGCUUGAAUAGGGAAAUGUCUACUGGAGACAAUGUGCUUCGAAUAAAAGAGGCUGAAGCUAGGAACCUUUACAAAUGUUUUACCUCUGUAAUUGGGAAAGAGCAGUGUUUGCAAUUUCUUGGGCAGUUUCGACAUCUACUGGAGAUCCACAAUCCGGGCAACGUCCAUCUGUUUUGUAGCGUGCCAUCAGUUUAGUAAAUUCACUUUCAAUGAAGUCGG